Molecule: messenger RNA, 198 nt
Organism: Debaryomyces tyrocola
Lineage: Eukaryota; Fungi; Ascomycota; Pichiomycetes; Serinales; Debaryomycetaceae
Source: the annotation of a GenBank genome assembly
AUGAUACACAAUGACCACGAGGAACUCUCAGACAAGGAAUUCGACAGUUUAAGAGAAUCAUGUUUGAAGGGUACGUUUUUUUUUGUAAUUGAUGAACUAACAAGAACAAGAAGGCAUACUAACUCUGGCAGCCCGAAACUCAGCAUAUUGUCCAUAUUCGAAAUUCAGGUACGUAUAUGCGUUAUUUUGAUAAAUUGA